AGUCAAGCAUCAUGAUGUCUUCAGUUCAAAUUGCUUUAUCAUUUCAGGUACGGACAUUGUGCAGUGGCUUAUGAAGAACCUCUCCAUUGAGGACCCAGUUGAAGCAAUACACUUGGGAAGCCUUAUAGCUGCCCAGGGCUACAUCUUUCCAAUCUCGGAUCACGUUCUCACCAUGAAGGAUGACAGCACCUUCUACCGUUUCCAGGCCCCAUACUUUUGGCCUUCAAACUGCUGGGAGCCUGAAAACACCGACUACGCCAUCUAUCUCUGUAAGAGGACAAUGCAGAAUAAAGCGAGGCUGGAACUGGCAGAUUAUGAAGCAGAAAACUUAGCAAGACUCCAGAGGGCCUUUGCAAGGAAGUGGGAGUUCAUCUUUAUGCAAGCAGAAGCACAAGUGAAGAUAGAUCGGAAAAAGGACAAGACGGAAAGGAAAAUUUUGGAUAGUCAAGAACGGGCCUUUUGGGAUGUGCACAGGCCAGUGCCAGGCUGUGUGAACACAACGGAAAUGGAUAUCAGAAAAUGCCGGCGUCUGAAGAACCCACAGAGGGUUAAAAAGUCAGUGUAUGGUGUGACUGAAGAGUCCCAGUCUCAAAGCCCCGUGCACAUACCCAGUCAGCCAAUCAGGAAAACGACAAAAGAUGACAUCCGGAAACAGAUUACAUUUUUGAAUGCACAGAUUGACAGACAUUGUUUAAAAAUGUCCAAAGUGGCUGAAAGCUUAAUUGCUUACACAGAACAGUAUGUGGAAUACGAUCCGUUGAUCACGCCGGCUGAGCCGUCCAAUCCCUGGAUCAGUGAUGAUAUCACUUUAUGGGACAUAGAGAUGAGCAAGGAGCCCAGCCAGCAGCGAGUCAAGAGAUGGGGCUUCUCUUUCGACGAGGUAUUGAAGGACCAGGUGGGUCGGGACCAGUUCCUAAGAUUCCUGGAGUCCGAAUUCAGUUCAGAAAACCUCAGGUUCUGGUUGGCUGUCCAAGAUCUCAAGAAACAACCUCUACAGGACGUGGCCAAGAGGGUGGAAGAAAUCUGGCAAGAAUUUUUGGCUCCGGGGGCACCAAGUGCAAUCAACCUGGAUUCUCACAGCUACGAGAUAACCAGUCAAAAUGUCAAGGAUGGAGGGAGAUACACAUUCGAAGAUGCCCAGGAACACAUCUACAAGUUGAUGAAGAGUGACAGCUAUGCCCGCUUCCUCCGGUCAAAUGCUUACCAGGACUUGCUGCUGGCCAAGAAGAAGCCAGAAAGUGAGCAAGGUCGUAGAACCUCCUUAGAAAAGUUCACUCGCAGUGUGUGCUGCUGGCGCAGAGUCAGAAUGGCCGCUGCACUGCACCCCCGAGGUGGCUUCCUUCCAGCAGUGGGGAAAGUCGCUGGCGGGCAAGCGCCUCACCGGCCUGAUGCAGUCCUCCUGACGGUCCCCGCCGCAGGGCCCGGGCCCGACGACCCCACGGGCAGGCGGCGACGCUCCACAUCCGCGGACAGAGUUUCCCUACGGGGAGAUCUGGUCACUGUGAAAGAGAAGGAGUGAGGGAGAUGACGGGCGGCAGAGGGGAGACUCGGUGGGUGCCCGGGGACACCGUACAGAAAAAGUCCACAGAGCCUGGGGUCGGCCCUGGAGAGACCCCUGUUUACAACCCUCUCUUCCUUGUACAGUUGUGCGCCGACACCCCAUUCUCGAGGAGGUCCUUGGCCCUAACUCGUUCGGGGCACAACACCUGGCGGGGCUCCUGUCGUGACUCUCACUUGAGAUCAUGUUCUUAUUCUCGCCACUCUUCCUUCUGUCUGGGGGCUCCCGCCUUCCGGCAGACGUAAGAGCGACCCGCCGGCCGCGAGCUCACCCAGUAUUACGCCCCGCCUCCGCCCCGCGUCCGGUGCGCCCACAGCGCCCCCUAGAGCGACAGCCGCUGCGUCCCGACUGCCCCCUUUCUAGCCCCGCCCCGCGUCUGUGCAAGCCCCCCCUCCUCCGUGCAACCUGGCCCCGUCGCGGCGUAGCCGAGCGACCCCGCGGACUGCUCCACCUCCGGUUCUUUCAGCCCCCUGCAGGCCGGCUUUCUGCGGGGCCCCCACGGGCGUGGGGCUGCCCUCCUGUCCGGUCAAGGGCCUCCAGGGUCCGACACCACAGGAAGCACCGGUGUCCGUGAAAGAGCUUGUGGUUAAACAGCCGUGGAGGUCCUGACCAUCUUUGGAAACAUCUAUUAUUUCCGAAUCUAUUCUGGUGUUGCCCCUUCUCCUUGGUUUGUUCCCUCGUGUUUUACUCCAAAUAAACAUGGCCGUGAACUUGGGGGCCACUGGGAUCCUCCCCUCUGGCAGCCCCCCCGGGGUGAGGGCAGGUGGCUGGGUCACGGGCAUGGCCGGGCCCUUGCUGGUACAGGUCUUACUUGUGUCUGAAGUUGGGCCUGAAUCUGCUCCAGAGGGCCUAGGCCAGGACCAAUGGUUCUCUGCCAGCCCAGCAAGGGCACUCGCUAAACAAAGUUGAUCGUCAAGGGGAAAAGCAGACACAAAGAAAAACCUGCAAAAACCCCACUUGCACUCCCUUCGUGUGUAUGUCAAAACGAUUAUCUGCCAGUUGGCUGUGAGGUAAUAUAUGUAAAACACCGAGUCAGGUGCCUGACCCGUAGUAGGUGCUUAGCAAACGGUAGCCAUUACUCUCCCCGUUUUUGUCCUCAUCAUUAUGACUCCUGUGAGUCCUCAGACAGAGCGGUAUUGAGCAACAUGUUUUUGAAUUCAGACACUCACUCCACCUGCUAGAAUUAUCCUCCUUCGAUCUAUUUUUGGCCAUAGGUGAAAUUUUUCCCCGGGGAGUGUAUAAACAGCAAACAUAGAAGGAAAACAAAACAACAACACAAAAACAAAAAACAAAAAGUGAUCACUGGUAUUUCUUUACUUAUGUAGGCAAAUUCACCAGCUGGUGACCAAAGUCUCAUAAGCUUGUUUGCAAACCCCACCUCCUGGGUGACUCCAUGACCAUCUUUGCAACCCCACAUCCGAGCCAUCAUGUCUGAUUCCAUAGGGGCCCUUUCCCCAGGGCGCCAGCCUUCCAUCCCUCAUAGCAGGGCCACUGCAUUAGGAACCUUGGCUAUGGUUUUACCCUUGCGGGUUCUUGACCACAAUGCCUCAGUUUCCCCCACUGGCGGUAGUUGCUCUCUCUGCCGGGCACAGUAGACAUUAGGCAGACGACAUGUGUUGGGUCCUCAGGUUGUCUCCAGUGGUGGAUAGAUCCGAAUUCUUGUCAGGCACUUCCUCGCCCUGGUUGCACUCAACGUUAGCACAGAUCCUGGCCCUUGGAAGAUUCUCAGUAACGACUUGAUGAGUACAUGAAUGAAAUGAAGCCCUAUCCCAUGUUAUGGGGUUGACUCCUCUCCUUAUUCUGACUUUUUUUUUUCUUUAAUCUCCUUGCUUUUCACACAAGACUCCUUUUUCUGAACCAAAAUGCAGUCCACAUUUUUUUGCACCUAGCAUUGCCCCAAAGAAGUUCCUCCCUGUUAGGGGUCACCAAGCUGUGCUGCCAAUCAAGGCACAGGGUAUAUGGACAAAGAAAGUUCCAGAACAGCAGCACCUCUGUGCCGUCGGUUACCUAGGGCAAAGCCCUGGCUGCUCCCUGCCCUCCCCCAUGGGCUGUGGCCAGAGCAAGUUUGGCUUCCCUGGUCCCCAGAGCCACAGCUCCUGAGCAAUGCUGGCUGAGACUUGGCCAACCCUGGAGGUCCUCAGAGGGCCCACCCAGAGCCAGAGGGACUAUACCCCUGAGGUGGUGCAGGCUGAAGGUCUCCAAACACUUCUGGGGACCUCCAGAGGGGGCCAGGCAGUGGGUUCAAUAAGGGUAAGGGCAUUCCAGAUGCAUUCAAACCCAGAGCAAUAAGCCGCCUCAACUCCCCUCCCCACCAGGCAUACUCGGUCCUGUGACCACCACGUGCUCCCCAGUAGAUCAAGUAGAUCAAACCAAGCAACGUGGGUGGGAGGAUGGGGUGGCUCUACCCAGCUGGCCAGGCCAAGGUCAUCUACUGUGCAGACCUUAGAAUGCAAGCACACUUCGAAAAUAUGGUCUUUGCCAGUUCCCCACUGGCCCGGUCUACACAGCCAAAGCUUCAAACCGAUUAGACUUUUGAAGGCCGUUCUAUAGCAAAGCAGGUCUCCUUGCCUCCAGAAGCUUCCUUAGCUUCCCUGCUGGGCACAGUCUCUGGACCUGGGACUCCGCUUGUAGAAGGCUCACUGGACAAAUGUCAUGUUGGUGGCCCCAUAGUCAAAGCUUCGGGGCAGCCACGACAGGGGCAGGUACACAGGUACCAGGCACUGGACAUCUGAUUGAGAUUGCCUUUGCCUCAAGGGAAGAAGAGAACUUGGAAGUUGGCACAUGCAAAUGCCCAGCGGCAGCCAGAGGGCCUGGCCCAAGCAGCAGGACUCUCGCUGGGGAGAGGUCCACCCCUUGCAGAAAAGGAUGCUCUGUUCUACUGUCAAGUGUUGCCGUACCCCAGGAGCACAGUGGGGGCCAGCCCACCAGUGCCAUCAGCUGAGCAGGGCUCCAGGCCCACCAAGGCCGAGAGGGUCAGGUACAGGCCAGCACCCCAGAGGGCCCCUCACAACUCUGCGUUGUCGCUUAGACCGGUGAACAUGUGGGUACAUGGUCCAGGGAGGGGAGGAGGGGCUCUUCCUGGCAGGAUUGCUGGUGUGUUCAAACUACCUCACCAACAGGCCAUUGAACCAGGAGCCUGCCACCCAUCUGGCCUUUUUGCUAUUUGCGGAAGUUGAUGUUUUUCCUAAAAUGCGCCCCUCCCAUUGUGCUCCAAAUGCAUGAGCUUCAGAAGCCACCACCAAGAAGCCUUGUCCCCGUGCUGGAAAGGAUAGCAGCCUGUUGGUCUUUGGACCUUGCAGAGUGUGUUGGAGAGAGGUGUUCCAAGGUCUAGGAGCUGGAAAGCCCCAGGGGUGGGAGAAGAUAAUGGGCCACCAGCCUCCCACAGGCUGGCUGAGUGGAGUAUGCAGCAAGGACCAGGUGUGGCAUGGGUGAAUAGUGGUCAGAUGAGUCCCUGAUAACUCAACCUGGGACCCUCUGGAAAGAGUUCUGUGCUAUCGUAACAAUGGCAAGGGCUGAUGCCAGCAACCUACUCAUUAGUACCACCCAGUGAUAAGGCCUCCCUUGGGCAAGGCCCAGGGGCCAUCAAGUAGCAAAGUAGCAAAUGUAGCAAUAAGGGGCUCGGGGCCUUAAAGGGACAGGGUCCAAAUGAUCCGGUCUUGGCCCUCUCCCCAGUCCCAAGGAGGGCUCAGAGCCAGCUACUGUCAGCCGUUCAGGGAGGACUCCAGUUGUAUAUUCUAUGCCCGAUCACAGCAUGAUCACGGACACGUCGGAAUGGCCUUCUCAUAGUGCAUGUGGUUCUCAUUAGUUUAUUUUUCUGGAAUUUGGGGAUUGGACCCCAGAACCAAACAUGCUGGUACAGUCUAAAAAUAAAUGACUUGAACCCACUA
Messenger RNA from Hyaena hyaena (striped hyena), 5445 nucleotides. It is a transcript of the gene RGS6, whose product is annotated as regulator of G protein signaling 6. The record is from RefSeq and is a predicted model, not a curated record. The annotation marks the transcript as partial. Gene Ontology annotation, molecular function: GTPase activator activity. The transcript has 16 exons. Gene Ontology annotation, biological process: G protein-coupled receptor signaling pathway; regulation of G protein-coupled receptor signaling pathway; intracellular signal transduction. NCBI's taxonomy places the organism in Eukaryota, Metazoa, Chordata, Mammalia, Carnivora, Hyaenidae.